AUGCUGAGCGGUGAUUGGGCCGCUCAGGGAGGGGGCGGGACCGGAAGGUGGUCUCCCCGGGUCGCGGGUCCUCUGGGCAUCCUCUGGGGAAUGUUGAGAGGUGGCAGCAUGACGGCGGAGCUGGGAGUCGGGUUCGCGCUGCGGGCCGUGAACGAGCGAGUCCAGCAGAGUGUGGCGCGGCGGCCGCGGGAUCUCCCAGCCAUCCAACCCCGGCUCGUAGCAGUCAGCAAAACAAAACCUGCAGACAUGGUGAUUGAGGCCUACAGCCACGGCCAGCGCACUUUUGGAGAGAACUAUGUUCAGGAACUACUAGAAAAAGCAUCAAACCCUAAGGUUCUGUCUUCCUGUCCUGAGAUCAAAUGGCACUUCAUCGGUCAUUUACAGAAACAAAACGUCAACAAACUGAUGGCCGUCCCCAACCUCUCAAUGCUGGAAACCAUAGACUCCGUGAAGCUGGCAGACAAGGUGAACAGCUCCUGGCAGAAGAAAGGCUCUACUGAACGACUGAAGGUCAUGGUCCAGAUUAACACCAGUGGAGAGGACAGUAAACACGGCCUGCUGCCUUCGGAGACCAUAGCCGUCGUGGAACAUGUAAAGGCCAGUUGUCCCAGCCUGGAGUUCGUAGGUCUCAUGACCAUAGGAAGCUUUGGGCAUGAUCUAAGUCAAGGACCAAACCCAGACUUCCAGAGAUUGCUGUCCCUGCGGCGAGAGCUUUGUGAGAAGCUGGGCAUUCCUGUGGAGCAGGUGGAGCUUAGCAUGGGCAUGUCUAUGGACUUCCAGCAUGCUAUUGAAGUAGGAUCUACAAAUGUCCGGAUAGGAAGCACUAUUUUUGGAGAGCGGGAUUACUCAAAGAAGCCUGCCCUAGACAAGACCACUACAGACCUGAAGGCCUCAGUGCCACUGGUGCAAGGACAGUGAGGCCAGGACAGCUCCGAGGAUCAACCAUGCACCAGCCUAGUUCAUUUUGGUGUCCGCAUGUCCCCAGUCACACUCUUCCGUGGCCUCUGUAGAGUGCCGAGGAUGUAGAGUGCCGAGGAUUACAUGGUUGAUGGAAACCACCUGUGCUUAGCUCCGGCUAUAGGACGCUCCCUUCAAGCAGUGGCCUCGGCUUGGAUUUGAAGAGUUGCAAGACUUCAGAACUGACACCAGCUUAGGAGCUGGGACCUGAGUUUGGAACGCUGCCCAGAAAUACCCAACCCGCCACGAAUGCCUGUCCCCGGGUGUCUUUUGGGUUGCUGGUGUCUAUAAUCAAGAAAAUCAGAGGGAUUCCCAUUUUCCAUCUCACUCUAAUAGAACACCCUGCUGUUCCUACAAGUCACCAUUACUCUGCAAUGAGGUGAUUUCUGCUCCCAGUUUCCAUCCUGGGCAGUAGAUGUCUCCAGUCACAGCUCCUCUGCGGCACUAACCUGAAAUUCCAGGGUAACUUGUAAAUAGCUCUUGGGCCUUUUUGAAAAAGAGGGACUUGGAGCUUACUCCUCAAGGACCACAGUGAUGGGAAGUGGAUGACAGGAUUUCUUCACCAUCAUAAUCCUGUCCUAGUUUUUAGCAAGGACUACCCCCACGUGGAGAGGAAGGCCUCUAGUUCAGGUGCAUGGCUUCAGCAAGGCCUCAUUUGUUUUCCUCUUCUGGGGAUGUAUCUCUCAGGCAAACUUAGAGCUAUCCCCAGGACACACACUGUAAGCCAGAAUGCUGCAGCUCCUGUAUGUUCACAGUGCCGUAAGAGCUCCAAAAAGGAAGAAACAGGUGGGCAUAGCAGCACCUAGUCAUAACUCCGGUGUUUGUGGGAUGCAGCCAGGAAGAUAGGAGUUCAAGCAUAGACAAAGACUAAAUGAGACUCUUCUUUAUCUAAAAAUAAUAAUAAACCAGAAAGCACAAUUCUGCAGUAAUCGCACCAGAACGUGUGGGCUGCUUAUUUCCUGACAGCUUUGCCUCUUGUUUACUCCAGCCCUCAUCCUUCAUUUAACAGAUAACUUCAGAGCCUGCUGCCGCUGAAUGUAGUUUCCAAACUUAAACCACCAUGAUUCUUGUUCUGUCUCAGUCAAAGCUAGUGCGGUGUUUCAGUUUGUUAAAUACAAAUGUGAGCUUGAAUUAUACCAUCUGUGCCAACUAUAAAGCCAUUAAAGAUUUAUUUUUAUGA
Mastomys coucha (southern multimammate mouse) is the source of this 2137-nucleotide messenger RNA. RefSeq names its product pyridoxal phosphate binding protein (gene Plpbp). Gene Ontology annotation, molecular function: pyridoxal phosphate binding. Gene Ontology annotation, cellular component: intracellular anatomical structure. Lineage: Eukaryota; Metazoa; Chordata; Mammalia; Rodentia; Muridae. The record is from RefSeq and is a predicted model, not a curated record. The transcript is spliced from 8 exons. The coding region runs from base 1 to 918 and encodes 305 amino acids.